Molecule: messenger RNA, 968 nt
Organism: Cantharellus anzutake
Lineage: Eukaryota; Fungi; Basidiomycota; Agaricomycetes; Cantharellales; Hydnaceae
Exons: 3
Coding region: 175-660 (161 amino acids)
Source: RefSeq, a predicted model, not a curated record
CCAGGUAUUCCAAUUCUUGUUGCAUUGCGGGCGAGGGAAUGGCGCGAUGGAAGUGACCCUCCGGAUCCCAAUGUGGAUGGGAAAAGAUGGUUGGAGUAAUUUCCGCGUGGACAGAUGCUGAACCUUGUGUGGAUGUCGAAGGUUCUGUGCUCGAGUGAAUGAGGGGCAGGACAGAUGAUCAGUACUUUCACUGUGAUGGAGUGCGACAAUUCAUUGGUUCUUUGCAGAAUCUGUCGUGGAAAUUCAUAUGGUUGGAACUACUUGGACUACAACGACGUGCCUUGCUUUCAUCUCCAACAUGCUAUGUUUAAAGAAAACAGGAUGCCUGUCGCGAAGGAGAAUAAAAACAUAAGCCUUGUGGAUGCAUUCGAUAUGACUCCAACGAUAUUCUCCAAGCCUGAAUGGGAUCCGGAUGGACACUUCCGUAGGGCCAUCCAUUCGCCUGCCAGUCAGAGGGAUGUCGAAUUUCUGAUCGAUGUCGGAGCAUUCGAUCAGGAGGGUGUCGAAAUUCCUCGGGAUAUGCUGGAAUUCAGUUUUCAAGAAGGAUCAGCGGUGAUUAGCACAGCUUCCAUGCGUGGGGUUGUUCGGUGGGAAUCGAUAGACACGGUAGUGGACGAGCUGGGACGUGAAGUCCAUACGUCGGAACAGAAUGAAUUGUGAACGCGAUGGAGUACAGUAGUGGGUUCUGCCGCGUCAGGCGGUGUCCACCAGUUAUACUUUUGAGAUGAUUCUCCUGAUACUAGAUAACCUUCUGGAACUGCAAUACGUACUGGAUGUCCAUCCCGAUGGGCAGUUUUUCCGCCGCCCUGGUUCCCUCCGAAUCCCAGAAGCUUCAGGGGAAGCUCUUGCAUCCCGUCUGUUGGGUUUGGACUAGCCAUGGCUUUACAAGUCGACAGCCUCAAUUCAAAAGGUUGUUGGGUCCUGGGGAACAACGCCUCUGGGAUCGUAAUUCUACUCUGGUAGAGGCU